This is a messenger RNA of Populus trichocarpa (black cottonwood), 2614 nucleotides long. RefSeq lists its product as uncharacterized. Lineage: Eukaryota; Viridiplantae; Streptophyta; Magnoliopsida; Malpighiales; Salicaceae. Gene Ontology annotation, molecular function: RNA binding. Bases 905 to 1861 code for a protein of 318 amino acids. The transcript is spliced from 7 exons. The record is from RefSeq and is a predicted model, not a curated record.
UGGAUCCACAAAGUGCACUUUUCAGGGAGUAGGGUUUUCUCAAAUCCAAAAAAAAAAAAAGUUAUUGGUGGCAAGAUUUUUAACGCCAAAACAUUGGGGACGUUAUCUGGGGUGAAAAUGUGUUAGGAAGCAGCUUUGGGGAAAAAAUAGCAAAGGUUUGAAGACUGAAGGCUGAUUUGUGAAUGUCUGCAUAUACUGGGACUGAUUUGUAGUUUUCCCAUUAUAUUAGAGAGAGAAAGUGGCUGAUACAGAAAAAAAAGGUUGGUCUUUGAUCCUGAAGAUUUUCAUUGGACAACCUUGCCUACUAUCGUCGUGGGUGUCCACUAGCAGCUUUUUUUUGUCUUCUCCUUUUCCCUUGUUAAUUUUAUCAUCUCUCCUUCUCUAUGUAUCGAUGCUAUUUAUUAUUUUCGUGUACAUAAAUAUAGUAAAUAUUUCAUGAAAGGGUUUCUUUUCUCUUCUCUUCUCUUCGCUUGUUUUUCUCUCUCCCCCUUUAACAGUAAUGAUUUUCUCGUUACGGGCAUCGUUGUUGAGGAAUCUGAGGAGUUGUGGUUGUGAAAAAGUGGCAGAUAAAGCAUUAGAAAAACAACUAGUAGAAGAACAAGAACAAGAAGAAGAAAAACGGACAGAAACAUAGAUAGGCACACGAGUGUUUUGUGCGCGUAGAAAAGAAAGAGUGCUUGUUUUGUUGAUUGAUGCGAUCAUCAUCAAAACAAACGGCUCUUUCUGGCUUUUUUUUUUAUACCUUCUCUUACUAUUUCCCUCUUUAUUUGGUCUUUCUCGGGGGUGGUUGAUUUUUGCUCUGGCUGAAGGGUAGUUCGUUUAUUAAAUUUCUCUCCUCCCCCCCUUGUUUAAUUCGGUGCUUUUUUCUGUAUUGGUUCCACUGUGAACAAUAUUGUGUAUCAUCAUGGCUCAAAAUAGGCCCUUUCAGAUGGCCGUGGGUGGUGGCAAUUCGAGGCAGUACAAUGACACAACUUAUACCAAAAUCUUUGUUGGUGGUUUGGCUUGGGAGACACAAAGAGAUACCAUGAGGCGUUAUUUUGAACAGUUUGGAGAGAUCCUGGAGGCUGUUGUUAUCACAGAUAAGAACACGGGGAGAUCCAAGGGCUAUGGCUUUGUUACAUUCAAGGAUCCGGAAGCAGCCGUGAGAGCUUGUCAAAACCCAUCGCCAGUGAUUGAUGGAAGGAGGGCAAACUGCAAUCUUGCGUCACUUGGUGGACAAAAGAAUCGUCCACCAACUCCUCAACAUGCAUUGUGCCGCGAAACAACGCGAAGAAAGGGGGCAAAUGCCCUUUUGUCUUCCAUUCCAAAAACAUGCACAGGACGGUUUAGACCAGUACAUGGAUUAGUGGCUCCACCUACUUUUCCUGGUUCCUCGGCUCCAUACAUCUACCAACCCUCUGGUCAAUACUCAUUUCCUUAUUCAGCUUAUGGGUACGCUGGAUAUUCACAGGAUGCCAUGUAUCCCCUGAGCUAUUACGGUGUUUACGGAGGGCAACAAUUCUCACCUUACUAUACUACUGGAGGGGCAUCAGGAACACCAGGGAUGUUCCCACACAAUCUCUACCCAUUCUAUACUCAGUAUGCACAGAGUAGCCAAGCACAUGGUUUUGGAAUUCAAUAUCCCCAAAUGGUACAGUACCCUUAUUCACCUCAACAACAUGGAUCUACAGGAACCUUAUCACUUCCUUCUUCUAUUGCAAUGGCGACUACUACUGCAGGUGCAGCCACAAUGACUAUGACUGCGACUACAACAGCAAUAGCAGUGGCAGCACCAACAGCAACUACAGUGGUGGUGGGAACAGGACCAGGUGCUUUGGAAGCCUCUGGAGCAGCUACUGAACAAAAUUCAUCAACCGAAUAAGUUUGGAACAUAAUUCGUUAUCCUCUCACAAGACGGACAACAUCCACAAAUCGCGGACCUAGAAAAAAUGAUGGGAAAAAAAAAGAAUAAGGAAAAUAUUCUUUCAAGUCACUGAUUGAAAAGGAGGAUUAUGCCUGAUCAUCAGCUAGCAUAACAAUAGAAGGAUCCAAGAAUUCAGCAUAAGAUUGUUCAUUUCAUGGAAGAGGGCAUCUGAGAUAAAAAGCUCACUCCACUGACUCUUCAAUUAUUCAAGCCCCCCCAACACUAUCAACUUCAUCGUUAUACAUGUUCGGUCUAGGACACUGGGGAGGCUCCAGUAGUUGUUAACAUUAAUUAGGAGGAGAAAUCAUAUUCAUUAAUUUUAUGUAUUAGCAUAAGGUGGAUCCAAUAUUGGCUUUGGAUUCUACCUCAGAUACUAAUCAGCAGAUUAUCAUGUCUUGGAAGCAGAGAGCAUCCGACAGCAUACUCUUGUUUAUAUUCGGCAGUAAUCAGGGUUUGAAGAUUGGUUUUGUAUCUUUGAACCCAUCUUGGUCAACAAGAAAGUUGGGCUAAGAACAACUCGGUCAUUAACUUGUACUUUUUUUGCUUGUUAAUUACUCAUGAUUGAUUACUCUUUUAUAAUAGGAUCAGAACAUUAGUUGGGGAAAAGAGGAUUGUGCCUCUCCCUCUCUUUUUUUCCCCCUUGUUUACUGACAAUCAUCUCUUUUACAUUUAAUCUUUCGUUUUCAAUCGGCAUUUCAUUUCUUAUUCAAA